UUAUCUGAAAUGCAACGAGUAGCCCCCAACACGGUGAAAGAAGCCAUGGCAAGGGUAGUGAUUCCGAAAUAAACAUCUCAGCCAAACAUUUGUCCAGAACAUAAUAACUUCUUCCAUAUCCCUCCAAAGUUUUAACAAUAGCGUUUGACCAUUAAAUAAACUGUGCCAACAUCCAAAUCUAUAGAAGAGAAGCGUUAUAAACAAAACAAAAACAAUAUCUCGGAAAAUAACAACAAUCGUACUAACAGCAGUUCUAAAAGUCGCGUUUCUGCAUUCGCCACCAUGUAAGUUGAAGAUGAUUCACUUUAUGGAUCAUAAAAUGGACUCAAACUUAAAAAAAUUAUUGGAGAUACUCAUUUAUUGUCAUCAAAUAUUCUUUAACAACUGUAUGUGUACACUUUAUUAUAUAGAUCCAAAUAGAAUCUAACUAGCAACCUCACCAGUGAUUCUUAAAGUCCUGGACAUAGAAAACCUAUUAAAAAGAAUUAAGAACUUUGGAAUCUUAACACUUAAAUACAAACUUGCUUAAUUGCUUAAAAAUAGUUUUCUAGAUUAGAAUUUCAUAAAGAACAUCUACAAAAAUAACAAAAAAAUAUUUAAUCAUAUAAAUAACAAUUCAUCUCUUUAAAUGAUUUUAGUGAUGUUUAAUAAUAAAUUAUCAAUAAUUUACUUGAAUUAUUCAACUCUAUUAGUAUUUAAGUUUUAUGUGAAUAAGAAGAAAAGUUUUAUGAAAUGAUUGAUUAAAUACGUAGAGAAAAAGAUCUAUGGUUAAAUAAUUAUAAAUAAAUUGAAUAAGAAAGAGAUAUUUUACUUGAAACAGUUAAAUAACUUAAAUCACCUAAAUAAAUAUUAAAUACCAAAAAUCCAUAAACUAAUAAUAUUGAUAGUAUGGAUACAAUUUAAUUAAGAGAAAUGUAAGAUGUUAUGUAAUAGAAAAUUUAAGAAAUGAGUGAAAAAGAAGCUAAAUUAAUUAAACUUGUUUUAGCAAUUAAAAAAAGUGGAGUUGAUAUUGAAAAAAUUUAUAAUGAAGAAGUUUUAAAUGAUGAUAGUAUUGCUGAAUAAACAGAAAAAUCUAUUGUUUUUAAACAUUAACCAUAUGAACGUAGUGUUCAUGAUGCUGAUAAUUCUGUUAUUAAUGAUUCUGAUGAAUCUAGUUUUUGUUUCCUAAAUAGAUUUGAUAAUGAAUCAAUUGUUGAAAGUGUUAGAAGAUUUGAAUAUAAAAAUGCCAACAAUCUCGAUACUAAAUCUAAUGUCAAAUUAAAACUAGAUUUAUCAAAUAUUUAAAAAAAAAAUACAUCAACUUAAGCAAAUUAGAAAUAAUAAAUUUAAAAAUAAUAAAUUCAAUAAUUGCAAUAAAAAUAAAUGCAAAAACUUAAACUUCCAGAACAUUCAGAUAAUGUUGGUUUUCAUUAAGAAUUUAUGUAAAAAUUAAAUGAAUUCUCUGAAAGUUGGAGAAUCUAAGCAUUAAAAGACGAAAAAAGAACUAAAUCUUGAA
Paramecium sonneborni is the source of this 1495-nucleotide messenger RNA. NCBI's taxonomy places the organism in Eukaryota, Ciliophora, Oligohymenophorea, Peniculida, Parameciidae. The record is from the annotation of a GenBank genome assembly.